Molecule: messenger RNA, 3987 nt
Organism: Ipomoea nil (Japanese morning glory)
Lineage: Eukaryota; Viridiplantae; Streptophyta; Magnoliopsida; Solanales; Convolvulaceae
Exons: 4
Coding region: 1-3987 (1328 amino acids)
Biological process (GO): telomere maintenance; DNA repair
Molecular function (GO): DNA helicase activity
Source: RefSeq, a predicted model, not a curated record
AUGGGUGGUCGAAUUGAUAAACAAGUAAAUUCUGGAUCAUCUCCACCAAUCUUUCGCUUGAACGGUCAGAAUUUCCAUUUGAUGGGGAGUUUAUUACCCACUGAAGGCAAUUCAGCUAAAUUCGCACAGUUAUAUAUUCAUGACUCUGCAAAUGAAGUUAUGGAUAGAAUUAGUGCUGUCAGGAAUGAAAGUGAUGUACAAGACUUACACCCUCAAAUUGUUGCUGAUAUUCAAGCUGUUUUAGAUGAGUGCAAUGUUUUGGUUAAGUCAUUUCGAAUGGCGAAAGAAGCAAUCCAAUCAAAUCCAAUAGUAGAAGUUAAAAUGAAGUUGAUUGGGAAGCGUAACACAGAUGCCCGUACAUAUAAUUUGCCCACAGUUUCUGAAGUUGCUGCACUCAUUGUUGGGGACUUGGAUGCGCAUCUCGGUGAGCGAGAUAUAUUGGUGGAAACAAAGUCUGGAUUGUUGAAGAGGAUUAGUGAGCUCAAUCCAGCUUAUCUUCCAUUACAGUAUCCACUGUUAUUUCCAUAUGGUGAAGAUGGUUACAGGGAGGAUAUUGGCUUCAACAUUGUUCGAGUAGUUGAAAAUGGAUCUAGACAGCGUAUUUCACCUCGCGAGUAUCUUGCUUUCCGUAUUCAUGAGCGUUCAUCAGAAGUUUCAACAAUUUUAUAUGCUCGGAGAUUAUUUCAACAAUUUUUGGUUGAUGGUUACACGAUGGUUGAAGCUGGUCGAUUGUUGUAUAUUCGCACCAAUCAGAAAUCUUUAAGGUGUGGAGCUUAUCAGGGAUUGUCUGAUGCAUUAACACGAGGUGAUAUUGAGCCCGGUCGUCAUGGUAAACGAGUUAUUCUUCCGUCUAGCUUUACUGGAGGUGCUAGGUAUAUGAUCCAGAACUAUCAAGAUGCUUUGGCGAUUUGUGGAUGGAUUGGUUAUCCGAAUUUAUUUAUUACAUUUACAUGUAAUCCAAAGUGGCCUGAAAUAGAGAGGUAUUUGGGAGAGCGACAUUUGAGUGCUGUUGAUCGGCCUGAUAUCAUAUGUCGGUUAUUUAAAAUGAAAUUGGAUGCGUUGAUCAAGGAGAUCCGUUCUGGAUUAGUUUUUGGUAAUGUAACUGCAGUGAUUUAUACUGUUGAGUUCCAAAAAAGAGGACUUCCGCAUGCCCAUAUAUUGGUAUUUCUGAGCCAAGAAGAUGGUCGAGCUUUAUGUCAAAAUAUUGAUACUAUAAUUUCAGCUGAAAUUCCAGACCAGGAAGUAGAUAGUGAGUAUUAUAGGGUUGUUGAGGAGUUUAUGAUUCAUGGUCCUUGUGGUCAUCUUAAAAAGAAUUCUCCGUGUAUGGUUAAUGGUCGUUGUUCUAAACAUUUUCCAAAGAAGUUUGUAGACUUUUCAAAUUUUGAUCAAGAUGGUUAUCCAAUUUAUAGACGAAGAGAAGAUGGAAGGUUUGUUAAGAAAAAUGGGAUUGAGCUGGAUAACAGAUUUGUUGUACCACAUAACAAAUAUUUGUUGCUUAAAUAUAGAGCACAUAUCAAUAUUGAGUGGUGUAACCAGUCCCGUUCUAUCAAGUACUUAUUUAAGUAUGUCAACAAGGGGCAUGAUCGAGUUACAGCUCAUUUCUACAAAAGUUCUGAUGGUUUAGAGAAAGGACAAAUUGUAGAUGAGAUAUCUAUGUUCUAUGAUUGUCGUUACAUAUCUGCUUGCGAAGGAACAUGGCGUUUAUUUGGAUUUGACAUUCAAUUCAGAGUUCCUGCAGUUGAGAGAUUAAGUUUCCAUUUGCCCAAUCAACAAUUAGUUGUUUAUGGUGAUGAUGGUUGUGUUGAUAAUAUUUUGAGUCGCCCGAGUGUUGGAGAAAGUAUGUUUUUAGCUUGGUUUGAAGCUAAUAAAAAGUUUCCUAAAGCUAAAGAGUUAACUUACGGUCAGAUGCCCAACAAAUUUGUUUGGAAAAAGGAUGUUAGAGAGUGGCAUCUUAGACGUAAGGGGUUUGCCAUUGGACGUAUGUUUUUUGUCCCUCCAGGUUCUGGUGAAAUUUAUUAUCUAAGGUGUUUGUUGAACUUGGUUCGUGGUGCAACAUGUUAUGAAGAUCUUCGUAUUGUUGAGGGGGUGCAGUAUAGUUCGUUUCGAGAUGCAUGUUUUGCUCGUGGUUUAUUAGCAGAUGACAAGGAAUAUGUUGAUGCGAUUAAUGAAGCAAGUAAAUGGGCAUCUGCAACUUCUAUGAGGAGACUAUUUGUUACUAUGCUUACUUCAAACGUUCUUAUUCGACCAGAAGUUGUUUGGGAUGCAGUAUGGAUAUUCUUAGCUGAAGAUGCGGAGUUCAACCAACGGAAAAUACUAGAUAAACCAGGUUUAACCCUCACAGACGAAGAAAAGGCAAACUAUGCUUUGGUGGAAAUUGAAAAGCUUUUACGUGUAUUUGGAAAAAGUAUUUCUUGCUUUCCCUCUAUGCCUCUGCCAAAUAUGAGUUCCUCAUCUUCUCAUGGAAAUCAGUUGUUAGAUGAAGAAUUGUCAUAUGAUUGUGAUGCUCUUAAAGUUGAACAUGAUAAUUUGGUAGAGAAAUUGACAGAUGAACAAAGGCAUGUUUAUGACGUAGUUCUUACUGAUGUUGCGAAUGCUGGGGGUGGUUUAUUUUUUGUUUAUGGGUACGGAGGAACUGGUAAAACAUUUGUUUGGAAAACACUAUCAGCUGCUUUGCGUUCUGAGGGUCACAUCGUCUUAACUGUUGCCUCGAGUGGUAUUGCUUCUCUACUUUUGCCAGAUGGUCGAACUGCUCAUUCCCGAUUUGCUAUACCUAUUAAUAUAACUGAAGAUUCUACAUGUAACAUCUCUCAAGGGAGUGACUUGGCUCAUCUAAUAAUAAACUCCAAACUAAUUAUUUGGGAUGAAGCUCCGAUGAUGCAUAAACACUGCUUUGAGGCUUUAGACCGAACCAUGAGAGAUUUAUUACGGUUUGUGAAUCCUUUGAGCACAGAGAUGACAUUUGGAGGAAAAACGGUGGUUCUUGGUGGUGAUUUUCGACAAAUACUGCAUGUGAUUCCUAAGGGAACAAGACAAGAUAUUGUUGGAGCAAGCAUCAAUUCGUCAUAUCUCUGGCAAAAUUGUAAGGUUCUAAGAUUGACUAAGAAUUUGCGACUUCAAAGAUUGGGCAAUGAUGACAGUGCUGAGCAUAUCAAUUCAUUUUCGGAGUGGAUAGCUGGUAUAGGUGAUGGUUUGAUUGGUGGUCCAAAUGAUGGGUGUGCAGUAAUAAAUAUUCCGGAACAAAAUGUAUUGCGGCCACGUGGAGAUUCGAUAUCAGCUAUAGUAAAUAGUACAUUCCCGGAAUUUUGCUCAGGUAAUUUUGAUAUGGAAUCUCUUAAUGGUCGAGCUAUUUUGGCUCCAACUUUGGAUUUAGUGCAUGAAAUCAAUGAUUACAUGAGUGGCUUGAAUACGACAGCUAUUAGAACUUAUUUCAGUUCUGAUUCUGUUUGUCAAUCAGAUUCUGGUGUCGAUACUUUAGCUGGUUUACAUACUACAGAGUUUCUUAACACGUUGAAAUGUUCGGGUAUUCCAAAUCAUUGUCUUAUGUUGCAAGUUGGAUCUCCAGUUAUGUUGUUGCGCAAUAUUGACUACACUCUUGGCUUGUGCAAUGGUAUGCGAUUAGUCAUUACUAGAUUGGGAGAUCAUGUUGUUGAAGCGAAAGUGAUGUCAGGAAGUAGUAUGGGUACACGAGUUUUAAUUCCAAGAUGGUCAUUGACACCGUUUGAUCCUAGAUUGCCAUUUAAGUUCCAAAGGAGGCAAUUUCCUUUAAUGUUGUCAUAUGCAAUGACAAUAAAUAAGAGUCAAGGACAAAGUCUUACAAAUGUUGGCUUACUUCUGAAAAAAAUGAUUUUUGUGCAUGGACAAUUGUAUGUGGCUUUGUCUAGAGUUGACAAUCCAAAUGGUCUUAAAGUGGUUGUUUUGAGUGAGAAUGGGGAGUAUUCUUCUUCAACUGUAAAUGUUGUAUAUCACGAAGUUUUUAAAAAUUUGUAA